UCGAACAUGGUGGCAUUCGCAGCUCAGAACGAAUAUGGGAUGAAUCGAGAUUAUCUGCAAUCACUACUCCCCUCUCCGCUGAUCUACCGUCACCACAGUCACAAACUCAGGCCACGCAGGCACAAUUGAGCCUAGAGGGGGCUUGUCUUAUCCGUUAUUUUGUCGAGAGCCUGGGGUUAUGGUUCGACCUGUGUGACCCGGAAAGGCACUUUGCCAUCGUUGUUCCACAAAGAGCGCGCAUCUGCGCUCCUCUCCUGGACGCGAUGCUCUCUGCAUCCGCCCGACACUUCAGCACUCUCCCUCAACAACGUCAGCUCGCAACAACACAACAAUAUGGGUUGAAAGAAGGCCUUGCUAUUGGCGAGGAGUCCAUGCUCGCCUACCACAGUCGAUCUAUCGCCGGCCUACGUGCCGCCAGCCAGGAACCCAACGCGAUCAUGGACGAGAACUUGCUUGCCGCGGUUGUGAUUCUCCGGUUCUAUGAAGAACUUGACAGUCCCUUCACCGAUCCCCCCUCUGACACCGCCGUCCGCGGCCUCCAAGUCUUUCUCGAAGCGCAAGCCUCUUCCGCAAUUCAGACGUGUCAUGGCCUCCGCUCCUCGGCCUUCUGGGUCGGCUUCCGGCAGGAAUUCCACAUGGCCAUCUCUCAGCGUCGAUCCUUCCGCAUACCCCUCUCCACUGUGGCUCACUACCUCCCCACCCGAACCUCUCCAGACCAUGUCUGGACGAACCAUUUGCUCAUCAUUGGGGCGCAUAUCAUCCAAUACUGUUUCCCGCCAGUGCAUUCUCCAGAACAAUCUCCGGGCCAGAGAUCCACCCUCUAUGAACACCUUCUCAACCUCCGCCAAAGUUGGGCGGCUCGCGCACCCUCGAGCUUCACCUCCAUCUACACCACUUCUGCCUCACCCUCCGAAGGACUCUUCUUCCCACAGCAAUGGUUCCUCAAUGACACCCACAUCGUGGCCACGCAAUCCCUCGGGCUCAUCGACCUGUUACUUGCCACGCACGACCCCCACGUUGACUGGCUCCGUCCCCGCAUGUCGCACCGUCGGGCCCUUGCCGUGCUGGACGAAGAGAUUCGUACCACAGUGCGGGAAAUCUGCGGGGUGGCGGUGGCCAACCGGCAGAGUCCAACGGCAGCGUUGACAGCGAGUCUGGCGGUGGUGCUAGGGGCGGAGGCGUUUCGGGAGGCGUCACAAGCGGAGAAAGACGCGCUACUUGCUGUGGUGCGGGGUAUCAGGGCGGAAAGCUAUUAUUUCCCUGGAGAGGGAAUGGAGGGGGUGAUUUUGGGGGUGUGGGGGGAGAGAAAGUGUCUUUCCUGAGCCUGUGGAGUCAAGAGCAUGAGCACUUUUUCAUGAUUGGACGUGACAAGAUACGAGAUUGAACCUGCCGGUCUUUGUCAAUCUGAAACAACAUGAAAUCACCAUCAAUAGCUAUAAGACAGUAGUCGAAUUGACAAGAACGGCAGAUAGGUAUAAUCUAGAAAGCAUAUAGA
Aspergillus brunneoviolaceus CBS 621.78 is the source of this 1495-nucleotide messenger RNA. RefSeq lists its product as uncharacterized. The record is from RefSeq and is a predicted model, not a curated record. The coding region runs from base 264 to 1322 and encodes 352 amino acids. NCBI's taxonomy places the organism in Eukaryota, Fungi, Ascomycota, Eurotiomycetes, Eurotiales, Aspergillaceae. The transcript is spliced from 3 exons.